This is a messenger RNA of Hibiscus syriacus, 866 nucleotides long. RefSeq names its product zinc finger protein ZAT10-like. Gene Ontology annotation, molecular function: DNA-binding transcription factor activity. The record is from RefSeq and is a predicted model, not a curated record. The transcript has a single exon. Gene Ontology annotation, biological process: response to stress. Lineage: Eukaryota; Viridiplantae; Streptophyta; Magnoliopsida; Malvales; Malvaceae. The coding region runs from base 40 to 675 and encodes 211 amino acids.
CAACUCAUUUUACAACGAACCCAUCUUCUUCCGAUUUCCAUGGCUCUACAAGCUCUCAACUCUCCAACAUCCUCUCCCUUUGACUCCCAUGUUCAUUGCCUCCACUCUUUCACCAAGGGCAAGCGUUCCAAACGACCACGUCUCGACCAGGACGACGAAUACCUCGCUCUCUGCCUCCUCAUGCUCGCACGCGGCGCUACCGACAACUCCUCCACCCUACACCCACCGCCGGAGGAAAAAGUUGGUUUCAACUGCAGGGUUUGCAACAAAUCCUUUCCCUCCUAUCAGGCUUUGGGUGGCCACAAAGCCAGCCACCGUAAACUGAUGGCCGCCAGCGAGGACUGUUCAACCUCUUCCACAUCGUCGAACCCCAGCGGUAGAUCCCACGAGUGUUCCAUCUGCCACAGAAGCUUCCCUAGCGGACAGGCCUUGGGUGGGCAUAAGCGACUUCACUAUGAAGGCGGCAAAGCUAACAGCGGGACAACAUCUGAGAAACAAGGCUCCAGCACUAGUACCACCAGCCAGAGGGGCUUCGACCUGAACCUGCCGCCUCUGCCGGAAUUCUCGAGGCCCAACUUCUUUGUUUCCGGCGGAGAUGAUGAAGUGGAAAGCCCACACCCUUUGAAGAAGCCACGCCUCGUGAUACGGAUUCCACUCAAAAUUAAAGUCAACUAAACAAAUACCGUGGUCCUUUUAGGAAUCUAGAGUCUUCUUGAUUUGUUGGAACAAUAUUCUUUCCCCUGUAUAUAGCAUUUGAAGAAUUCCCCACUCUCUCAACAGCUAUUGUUCAAUUAGUUUUGUUUUAAUUCAGAUAUUCAUUCAUAGUUUCCAGCUAAUUGGGAAUCUUCAUAUAAUCAAGUUUGUUA